Yamadazyma tenuis ATCC 10573 is the source of this 327-nucleotide messenger RNA. RefSeq names its product chromatin DNA-binding EKC/KEOPS complex subunit (gene GON7). Lineage: Eukaryota; Fungi; Ascomycota; Pichiomycetes; Serinales; Debaryomycetaceae. The record is from RefSeq and is a predicted model, not a curated record.
AUGGUUGAUUUAACGCCUAUAGCCAAGUACCGAGCGCCCGAUUUCACCAACGAACAUGAGAUUGGGGUUGGUGAUGGGCCUCAUACCACAGACGGAAAAACCACCCAGAUUUCAGACGUCGUUAUCAAGGCUGGAGGUCAAGAUCGAGAUAGACCUACAGAGGCUUCUAACAGCUCUUUAGGACAGUUGAGAGCUAAAUUAACCAGUUUACAGGACAACAUCAACAUAUUCUUGACGGAGCGCAUGAAGUAUGCCAAAGAACAGGACUCCAAGGAUAUCGAAAGACGGAUUUUGGAUGAUGGAGUAGAUGAAGAUGAAAGUGACUAA